UCCCUUCUCGUUUCGCCGUUCGCCGUUGCUGAAUGGUUCGUGAAGUGGGAAAUUGGAGAAGCUCGCCUAGAUAGUUGGAAUUGAAACGGCAACACACACAGACAGCCAACAUGCGGUCCCAUACAACCCUGCUCCUACUCGUUCUGCUCGCCCUGCAGACCCUGGUGGUUCUUGCGGCCCGCUCGACAAUAUCGGUGAAGAAGAUCGAUGUAGACGCAAGAGGCCCCGACGGCCAGAUCACCGCAUCGGAAAGUCUCACGCAAAGCCAAGCACUAUCAGGGAAGCUCGGCCAAGUGAAAACAGACGGCAAAUUAACAUUGAAGGUCCAGCUCCUGGGCAGCGAUGACGCGCCGGUUGCCGUCCAGCAAGUCGUUCUGGGUGUCCACAGCACCACCACGCAUGAGGAGGCUUCGUUUGUUUGCUCGUCGAAGCGGAAGGGCGCUUAUGUGUGCGAAGUGGACCUGAAAGACACUGCAACACGCACCCUCAUCCACUCCGGCCGCAACACUUUAAAACUCUACGCCGCCUCGCGCGACGUCACCCCGCUCGCCGUCGACCUAGGCGUCGUCGAGUUACAGGUCACCCCCGCCGCCAAGGACGAGGAGUCGGCAUGGGACAUCUAUCGCGCGCUGCCAGAGAUCAAGCACCAGUUCCGGCCCGAGGAGAAGCACGCGAACCCGUUCUUGUCGUCGGUGUUCAGUUUGGCCGUUUUGGCGCCUUGGGUUAUCCUUUUGGGAUUGUACAUUUCCCUCUCCGCCAACAUCUCCAACCUCUUCGCCAACUCCCUCACCUUCACCUUCGGCACCCUCUUCCUCGCCUCCCUCGGCAGCGUCGUCGCGCUGUACUACGUCUACUGGCUGCGUCUGAAUCUGUUCCAGCUGCUCGGGUACGGCAGCGUCCUUGGACUCCUUACUGCGACGCUGGGUAGGCAGGCGUUGGUUGCGAGGGCGGGGCUGAAGACAGUUAGCAGAGUUAAGAAGGAUCAGUAGUGAUUUAGAUUAAGGGGGGAUUUGGGCCCGCGGCGUUUUGUGAGAGCAGGCGGCGUGCAGUGUUUCGCUUGCACUUUCGAGAAUGGGGAGAGGAGUUUCCCCUCUUG
Molecule: messenger RNA, 1096 nt
Organism: Fimicolochytrium jonesii
Lineage: Eukaryota; Fungi; Chytridiomycota; Chytridiomycetes; Spizellomycetales; Powellomycetaceae
Product: Dolichyl-diphosphooligosaccharide--protein glycosyltransferase subunit Swp1
Exons: 4
Coding region: 111-989 (292 amino acids)
Biological process (GO): protein N-linked glycosylation
Cellular component (GO): oligosaccharyltransferase complex; membrane
Source: RefSeq, a predicted model, not a curated record